AUGUCGCGGACCAUUACAUUCGAUAUCCCGUCUCAAUACCAAUUGAUAGAUCUCAUCGGUGAAGGUGCAUAUGGGACUGUCUGUUCAGCGGUUCAUAAACCGUCCAACACAAAAGUUGCCAUUAAAAAGAUUCAACCUUUCAGUAAACCAAUGUUUGUAACGAGAACACUUCGAGAGAUAAAAUUAUUACGAUACUUUCACAAUCAUGAAAAUAUUAUUAGCAUCUUAGAUAAAGUGAAACCGCCUUCUAUAGAUGAAAUGAAAGCUGUUUAUUUAAUACAAGAAUUAAUGGAAACAGAUUUACAGAAAAUUAUUAAUAAUAACCAACAAUCGUUAAGUGAUGACCAUAUUCAAUACUUCACUUAUCAAAUUCUUAGAGCAUUAAAAUCUAUUCAUAGCGCGAGAGUAAUACAUAGAGAUUUAAAACCAUCGAAUCUUCUUCUUAACUCAAAUUGUGAUUUGAAAGUCUGUGAUUUUGGUUUAUCACGAUGUUUAGCAAGUAGUUCGGAUACAAGAGAAAAUCUUGUAGGGUUUAUGACAGAAUAUGUGGCAACAAGAUGGUAUCGUGCCCCAGAAAUUAUGUUAACGUUUCAAGAAUAUACCACCGCCAUGGAUAUAUGGUCUGUAGGAUGUAUUUUGGCCGAAAUGAUAUGUGGAAAACCAUUGUUCCCGGGUAAAGAUUACCACCAUCAACUAUGGUUAAUUUUAGAGGUUCUGGGAACCCCAUCUUAUGAUGAUUUCGAACAAAUAAAAUCCAAGAGAGCAAAAGAAUAUAUAUCUAACUUACCGGUAAGACCACGUUUACCAUGGGGGAUGGUUCUUAAUAACAAUAUGCAUGCCAAUAAUAGUCGUAAUAGAGACUUCAACCCUGAUUUGUUAGACCUACUUACCAAGAUGUUGAUGUUUAACCCUAAUAAAAGAAUUAGCGCAGAAGAGGCAUUAAGACAUCCAUAUUUGGCAACAUAUCAUGACCCAGAAGACGAACCUGAAUACCCACCUCUAGACCUCGAGGAUGAGUUUUGGAAAUUAGAUAACGAAAUAAAGAAACCAGGGGAAGAUGAAUUAUCAAUGGAUAUUUUGAAACAAAUGUUGUAUGAUGAAAUUAUUAAACCAUUGAAUUAG
Messenger RNA from Maudiozyma barnettii, 1122 nucleotides. It is a transcript of the gene KSS1, whose product is annotated as mitogen-activated serine/threonine-protein kinase KSS1. Bases 1 to 1122 code for a protein of 373 amino acids. The record is from RefSeq and is a predicted model, not a curated record. Gene Ontology annotation, biological process: protein phosphorylation; intracellular signal transduction. Gene Ontology annotation, molecular function: ATP binding; MAP kinase activity. The transcript has a single exon. Gene Ontology annotation, cellular component: nucleus; cytoplasm. NCBI's taxonomy places the organism in Eukaryota, Fungi, Ascomycota, Saccharomycetes, Saccharomycetales, Saccharomycetaceae.